Molecule: messenger RNA, 780 nt
Organism: Brenthis ino (lesser marbled fritillary)
Lineage: Eukaryota; Metazoa; Arthropoda; Insecta; Lepidoptera; Nymphalidae
Source: the annotation of a GenBank genome assembly
AUGGCGGAUCAAACCGACCAAAUUGAGAACACGUACAGACGCCUACAGGACCAUAUCGACAAAUUGUCUAUCAGCCAGAACAGUAUUAUAACAAAAUUUGACGUUUUGAGUAAAAAUGUCGACGAAUUAAGAAGAAUUUUAAAUCUGUUUUCGGAUAAAAUUACGUGUUUCGAUGAAUUAAUGAUAGACAGGCGGAAAAUUAAUACAGAUUUUAAGUUGUUAAAGGGUAAAGUAGAUGAGCUUUUUGCGAUUGUGAAAGAAGGAAAAGAUGAAGAGUCCGCGCGUAGUGACGAUGUUCAAGACAUUGAUUCGUGUCAUUCUGGAUUUUCUUGCUCAUCUAAGGUUACCAUGACAACCGGGCUGGACCGCGACACGAUACGCGCUGCAUAUGAAGACGUGAGAGCCGACACUACGCCUACGGAAUGGGCGGUGUUCAAGUUCGAGGGCGCGCGCAUCGUGUGCUCGGCGCGCGGCAGCGACUUCACAGAGUUCCGAACACAGUUCUCCGAUGAUGACCGUGCAUUUGGUUACCUCAGGGUGCAGAUGGGCGAUGAGAUGUCGAAGCGCCGGAAGUUCCUGUUCGUGACGUGGGUGGGGCCCAAUGUGUCCGUCAUCAACCGCGCCAAGAUGUCCACCGACAAGGCCAUCAUCAAGGACAUCAUCUCCAACUUCGCUGUGGAGCUCCAACUGGAAAGUCAAGCUGAAAUAGAUAUCGAUCAAUUUAAAGACGCCCUGAACAGGGCGGGCGGCGCCAACUACGGCACCGGCGUCAGGGAUUUA